Messenger RNA from Biomphalaria glabrata, 6921 nucleotides. Its product is annotated as symplekin-like. The transcript is spliced from 33 exons. NCBI's taxonomy places the organism in Eukaryota, Metazoa, Mollusca, Gastropoda, Planorbidae. Bases 176 to 3994 code for a protein of 1272 amino acids. Gene Ontology annotation, cellular component: mRNA cleavage and polyadenylation specificity factor complex. The record is from RefSeq and is a predicted model, not a curated record.
CAAAUUAACUGGGUCAAAAUUUCAAGAUGGCUGAAUAGCUAGAUGUCUCACAUCAGCAUGGCAGUUGUUAUUUUUAUCUAAAUGUCCCAUGAGCAGUACCCUUGCCCCACAUGUUAAUAGAUUAAUUCGAUGCCAAUAGAGUUAAAUCAUACUGUAAUCUAUCUAGUUGUCUUAAAUGGCGUUUACUAGUGGUAAUUCUAGUUCUAAACCAGAUCUCGAUUCUGGUACAUCUACAUCGAAGUCUGUAGAAGCAAAACAAGAUAUGAAACGAUCGACAGCAGCACAGUUCUUUAAUAAAGAUGACGAACAGGACAAGAUGGCAAACACAAAUACUUAUGAUAUAGUGGUUGAAUUGUUGAACAAUGCUGCUGUUAUGCAGAAGUCUGCAGAUAAAAUUGCUAAUUUGCGCAAAGUUCAGGAACUGAUAUUGCAUAAAUCACCAGAUCUACUUGACAACUUUCUGGAUGAAAUGUUGGCAUUUCAAUCGGAUGUGUACAAAGAUGUAAAAAAAUUUGUUAUUGGUUUCAUGGAGGAAGCUUGUAAAAAAGAUUAUGAAUGUUUGCCAAAGGUUAUGGCAUGUAUGUUAAUGCUACUUGGUGACGACGAUGUAAAUGUUCAGAAGAAAGUUAUUCUCACAGUCUCCAGCAUGUUCAAAUUCGCUUUAGCGUGGAUUGGUAAAACAAGAAAAACCAGGCCAGAGAUGAAAGCUGUUUGGCAACAUUUGACUGAGCUGAAAUCCUUACUCUUUGAGUCCCUAGAAUCAACAAAUGACGGCAUCAGAACUCAUGUCGUCAAGUUUUUAGAAGGGCUGUGUCUUGUUUUCUCUAAAAAGACAAUGGAUUCUGAAAUACCAAAGAAAAAUGAGGCUGAUAUGUCUUUAGAUCAAGUGCCAGAGAGCAAUGAAAUUAUUAAAAUUGCAGAUCUGGAAAUAGAAGGAGUCAAAGCAUUCAAUAGUCUUUUACAGUUUCAAAGUUCCCCCCACAUAUCAAGUAUCAAUCUUAUGACUGUGAUGAAUGCUUUAUCCAACAUUGCCAAACAAAGACCCGGUUUCUUUGAUCAAGUUGUUCAGAGCUUUGAAGCUUUACAUGUCAAUCUUCCACCAACUUUGGCCAAAUCCCAAGUUAGCAGUGUUAGGAAAAACUUAAAAACUCAAAUGAUGACCUUAUUAAAGCAUCCUGCCUCUGUAGACUUCAUGCCACAAAUCACAACUUUGUUGACAGAUCUGGGCGCUACACAGUCAGAGAUAAUAAAGAGCACUCCAAGAGAUGCUGAAAGCCGUAAAAGGAAAGCCUUGCCUGAUGUUACUAGUGGUUCAGCCAGCAAAAAGUCCAAACUUUUAGAGGUGGAUGAUGAUGAUGAUGGUCAAACACCCUGGGUUGACAGAAGCAGUAAGAAGCCUAAACCAGAACAUUCACAGAAACAAACAGCUAUAGAUGUGACGGCUGAAGAUAUUCUCCCUCGUUUAACACCACAAAAUGUGGCUGAUUUGGUGCUUUUGAGUAUGGUGAUGCUGCCAGAUGCAAUGCCAGCACUAUUUCAGUCUACGUACACACCUAUAGCUGCUGCUGGCACCCAGGCUCAGAUAAGUCAUAUUGCUAGGUUGCUAGCUACGCAGUUGACUAUGGCUGGCAUGGGCAAAGGUCUAGGUGAACUUCAGUUGCAGGCACUAAAAGAGGAAGCAGCUGAAGCCAAAGCUAGUGAUGAUGAACCGGCCUCACCUAAACAGCUUAUUCAAACUAUAGUUGGUCGACAGAUUGAUGAGGAUACCAUAACCAAAAAACCCAAAAUCAACCAACUUCCUCUCCCGCCAAUGGUGAAAAAAAUCAAACAAUUUCAACUGUCUAGUAUUACCAAAAAACUCAACGAUAACACCACUUUAAUUCUUAUCACUCAAGCCAUUGACAGAAUUCUGCAGGCUGAGAAGGUAGCACUGACAAAUCAUGUUGAUCAUCACAGAACUAAGUUACUGGCCACAUUAACUACACUUCUAGGAGACAGCAGCAAAAACAAUUUACUUGGCUAUAUUUUCAAUGACCUGAGAAUGCGUCAAGAUCUGGCCUUUGCCUGGUUAUAUCAAGAAUAUGCUCAUUGUCAAGGCUACAGUGCUAACCAAAGGACUACAAAGACCAUUGCUAAGAGUGGUUAUGAUGAUUGCUUGCUGAAGCUCCUUGACGGUUUGAUAGAGCUGGAGGAUCAUCAUGGAGACAGCUUAUUUCAUAGGAUACUAUUGGAAGCCCCACUGAUCACAGAUAAUGCUCUGGGCAUUGUCAAGAAGUAUUGCUCUAUGCCUGCCCACACAGAGGCUGGCUUGAAGACAUUAUCUCAACUAAUCAUUCACAGACCAGCUCACAGACUCAAGUUUCUUGACCUUCUUCUAGACUUCACAGCCAGUGAUAAAUUAGAAGUGAGAAACAUUGCAAUCAAGUCAGCCCAAAAACUUCAUGCCAGUGGUAGAAUGCAGACAGAGAUUGAGAGAUACGCCAACUUCCAACUCAAGAGACUGUUGCAACCAAAGCCACCAGCCAAUGCUUUAAAACAAGAUGAUGUUCCUGACACUUGGACAGAGGAACUUAUUAAAGCACACCUUUAUUUACAUUUGGGUCUUUUGCCAUCCAAUCACAAACUUAUCCAUGAGUUAGCUAACAUUUACACAGCUACUAGUGCAGAUAUCAAGCGGACCAUACUGAGAGUACUGGAAGCACCAGUGAAAGGAAUGGGCAUGGAUUCGCCUGAAUUACUGACUUUGGUAGAAAACUGUCCCAAAGGUUCUGAGACUCUAGUAAUGAGGGUCAUCCAUAUACUCACAGAUAAAGCUGUCCCAUCUCCAGAACUUGUUGACAGGAUUAGAGAUCUCUAUCACAAGAGAGUGCCAGAUGUCAGAUUUCUUAUUCCAGUUCUGAAUGGUCUGUCUAAGAAUGAAGUCAUUGAGGCCCUGCCUAAAUUGAUCAAACUGAAUCCAAUGGUUGUCAAGGAAGUGUUUAACCGACUCAUGGGUAGCCAUGUUGUGAACAAUGAGUCUGUGUAUCAUUCACCUCUUACACCUGUUGAACUUUUGGUGGCACUGCACAAUAUUGACCCUGCCAAGUGUGAUAUUAAAACUACUAUUAAAGCUGCCAGCUUGUGUUUUAGUGAAAGGAACAUCUACACACAAGAGGUGCUGGCCAUUGUCCUGCAACAGUUGAUGGAGCAGGACCCUCUGCCAACAUUGCUCAUGAGAACUGUCAUCCAGUCAAUGUCCUUGUAUCCCAGGCUGAUGGGUUUUGUCCUCAACAUCCUGCAGAGACUCAUAGUCAAGAAGGUGUGGAAGCAGAAGAAAGUCUGGGAAGGUUUUAUCCGUUGCUGCCAGAGAGCCAAACCUCAGUCUUUUCAAGUUCUUCUCCAGCUCCCUGCUGCACAGCUGAAGGAUGUAUUUGAGGUUUGUCCAGACCUGAAAGAACCUCUGCUGCAACAUGUUCAAACAUUUACUGAGAAUCAAAAAGCUCACAUUCCCAAAUCAGUAUUGGCUGUUUUAGAAGAAGAAACUGAUCUGUUAUCUGAAGGAGGGAUAGACAGAGGAGACAAGGUGAACAAUGGUAAUGAAUCUGAAUGUGAUGUCCACAAAAUUGAGACCACUUCGGACACGUCCUUGCAAGUGGUCAAAUCUAAUCUGACUGCUGUGAAAACAAUAGAGGGUUCCCCACAGAGUUCAGAAAAAAGUGCUCCUAUCAAAAUUUCUCUGCCAAGUUCUGUCAGACAAGAAGAAAACUCAUUUCAAGCUUCUGGUGUUGGUGAUGAGUUGGAGCUUGAAAAACCCAAGGUAGAGAAAUCCAAGGAGUCAAAGAACAGUAAUAAAGAGGACAGAGAUGAAGCAGGGGAGCAGUACUCUAGGAGAAGUUCAAAGAGCUCAAGAAGAGAGGAUUCUGAUGAAGAAGAUUCAAAGAGUAAAUCGUCCUCUAGUUCUAGAAGUAAACAAUCAUCUCGUCGUUCGUCUUCCAGCACUAGCAAGAGGAAAUAGCUGACAGGAUCAGGCAUAAUAGACUUGACUUUGGGGCCUCUUGUUCAUUGGACCUAGAAAUUACCAGGCCCAAUAUUGUUCUUACUGGAUAUUUUGUAUACUGAGUUUUCAUUCAUUGGAUCAUCUUAUAAUUAUUACAGAAGAAUCAGUUUGUUUCCCUCUCUCAUUAUAAAGUUAAAUGAGACACUGGAAGGAUUUAUUUGAAAUGGAGAAAAGAAUCCAUGACUUUUCAGUUGAUGCAAGUUAAAAUAUGCAUUUGCCUUCCAACUGAAGCUUUAGACCUAAUGAAAAUAAUAAAUGUGAUUGUUUGUGUUGUAACUGGGGACGCUACUUGUGUAAAUAUUUUGUUUUGUGCUAAACAAUUGCCAAGCAUUUUGUCAUCUAUUUAGCCAUUGUGAGGGCCUGUAAAUCCACUAGUCACACACCAUUCAUGUUGUCUCCCCUGGAAGCUGUGACCUGUUUUCACUGAGUGUUCUGUCUACAAAUAAUGUUGUCAAAGUAAUCAAACAGUUCAUCUAUUUGGGUUUCAUUAAAAAACUAUGUUUUGAAUAUGUGAACAUUUUUUAAUUGAACUACAGCAGAUUUCAUGAGGAUUUUUGGUCACAAUUAAAUGAAACAAGACACCAGAAUGGAAAUCUUAAGUUUAGUAAUGUACAAAUGAUAUGAUUGUAUGUGAGUGCCUAAUGCAUAGAAUGAAGGAUUGAGCAUUCCAGUAGUAAAAACUCUGCUUAUACUGCUUGGCUGCUAAGUCUUGAGUUCAUGUCUUGGUGGAAACUUACAUUCUUACCUAACCUUGAAGAGCAUUCAGGUGUCAUGUGUCUGUGAAAUCAUUUUGUAAAUAGACAAUAAAAAGGGUAGGUCCUUGCAGCUCCCACAUGACACCAUUGCUAUCUGUUGGCCACAGUGUCAGCCUUAUGUGGGACCAAAACUUUAAUUUGUAGUUUCAUCUAUUAACUGCUACAGUAGAUUCUUGACUCAUCAGGAUGUUCCAAGACAAGAAAUGAGUUUUGUUCACGAUGGUUCAGUGCAUUUGUUAAAAAUUCUACCUUUUGAUUUUGUUUAGACAUUAUGUUGUAUACAUAUAAUAUGUCUUGUUCCAAAUCAGUGUAGUUUCACAAUACCAUUCACUGAAUAUGUCUGACAUUCUUCAUAAAGCCUACAUGUGCACUAAUACUCCUAUCUUGCAUCUUGAUGCUGAUCUAACAAGUGUUACAUUUGAAAGGAUGGUUAGUGAAAUGAUAGUUACACAAGGCAUUACUGUUAGUACACUUAACAUUGCAAGAGUACUUGCCAUGGUAUGGGGGGAGGGGGCAACUUAGGUGUUUGUUUGUACAAAAUAAUAUUUUGUCUAUUGACCCAACAGUUGUUGACUAAGUUGAUGCCAGUUAUGAAAUGUGUUAACUUCAUUAUCCUAUGACAGCCAGUAUGACUGAAUGUAUUGUCAAUGAUAACAGAAAGCAUGAUAGCAACUGACAAAAUGUAAAUACGAAGCAUGUCAAAGUGAAAGUUGGAACAAAAAAUGGCUACAUUCUGUUUGAUAAAAGUCUAUUCUGUUGCCCUACAUUAGCUCUGGCUUGAAGUCUCUGAAGUUAAAUGAUGAAGGGCAAAAGUGACUAGGCUGGAAGUUUAGUUUGAAAUGUACUAAAUAGUGGUGUAUGAAGGCUGUCUGCUACUGUCCAAUAUAUGCAGCCUUAUGCACUGGUUUGUCAACAACUGCAAGAGUUAGCACUUGUUUCAGAUGACAGUCAGUACUAGUGUAUCUGCACAAGUUGUUGACAUUUUGCACUGUCUAAUCAAACAUUUUUUGUUUCAUUUCUUUUCUAUUUUUUUUUUGUUAUUCAUUCAUUCAUUUCAGUUUUAAAACUCACAAAUUAUUGACAUUUUUUGUGUGUGCUGGUGGUGCUGGGAGGUGCUAUACAUUGGAUUUUUUAAAUUGUUUUUUUUUUCAUAUAAUGACAUUGAGGUUAUUCUUAGAAAGUACCUGGCUAAUUUUUAUGAAGUCUGGCAAUAAUUAGGUUGUCUUUAUUUGGUAGUAACAUAUUUUUGUUUGGCUAGUAGUAAUUAAAAAAGAGCUGUAAUGUAAAGGAGACAACUAUUUAAAAAAAAGUCCUUUGCUACUAGAUUAUUGGAUACUCCUAACACAUUGCAUUGGAAAGCUACAUCUCAAUCAGCUGUAGCAGGGUCCAUCAUUCGCAAACAGUUGACAAAAUGGCUCAUCUUGGUUCAUCAUUGAAGGUGAAAUAUAAAUUUUGUUUCCUAUUUUUGAAAGAAUUUUUUUUGCUUAUACAUACAAGUUUGUCAUUGUUUAAUUUUCAAAUUAUUCAACAAAUUUGUUUUAAUACAAUGAUUAAGUCAUAAUAAUUAUUAUAUAUGUUAUGGCAAUUCUAGGGUCAAUGAAAGAUGUUAUUAUAUAAUUUUUUUUCUUCUUGUGUGCCUCCUGUCCUUAAGAGUUGUCAAGAAAUGAGUUAGCAUUCUUCUGUAUACUGAAGUAACGUCUGUAUUAUAUAAGAUAAGAUACAUUCACCUAGUGUUUUGAGGCUGAUGUUUGGGACAGUGUCCAUGAAAGAAUGAAUAAACUGGAUCUGUACACUUGAAUUGAUUGGCUUUGACUUGUAUUUUCUACAUAAUCUUUAUCUUUGUUAAGGUGAUGCUGAAGGCAGUGUUUCUCUUCCUUUCUGGAGGGGGGGGGGGACUUGCCAAUGGACUUCAUUCACCAAUCGUAAACAAACAACAUUUUGCCACCUGGUUAUCUAUCUCUUCUAAACAAAUUACGCAAUCCAUAAAGGCUGUCACGUGAUACAUAAUUUUCAUUGUUUUAUCAAUAUUGUCACGUGAUUAAAUAUUUGUUUACGAUUGGUGAAUGAGGUCCAUUGGGCAAGUCCAACAACAGAAAUAUUGUUGAUGCUGGAUGGUAAACUUAAUGUGUC